This is a messenger RNA of Columba livia (rock pigeon), 5072 nucleotides long. RefSeq names its product pulmonary surfactant-associated protein D-like. The record is from RefSeq and is a predicted model, not a curated record. Bases 3744 to 4985 code for a protein of 413 amino acids. The transcript is spliced from 6 exons. NCBI's taxonomy places the organism in Eukaryota, Metazoa, Chordata, Aves, Columbiformes, Columbidae.
UUCUCUCCAGGCUUAGCAGCUGCUCUGCACUGAAGUAGACACACACUUAGACAGCAGCCUUGACAAAGCCCAUGCAGAAGGUUUCAGUGUUUUAAGCCAAGAGGCGUGUGGGCUUUCCAAAGAGGUUUGAAACUCCCCCGGGGGCAGCCGAGCCCCGGGCCCGCUGGGGACUCCAUUUCCCAGCACCGGCGAGAGAAGGGCCGGGCCGGGCCGGGCCGGGAAGGGCCGGGCGGGGCCGCUGCGGGCGGGGCCGGGGCUGCCGUGAGCCCGGGGCCCGGGACGAGGCGGCCAUGGCCACCAGCCCCGCGCGCGCUGGGGGCCUUGGGCGCGAGGGCGCCCCGUGUCGCGGCCACGGGACGCGGAGCGGCGGCGGUUGGUGCGGCCGGUGCGGUCGGUGCCGUUUGUGCGGUUGGUGCGGUCGCUGCGGUUGGUGCCGCGGCGGCUGCUCCGUCCUGCAGCAUCGCGGGAGGUGCUGUUCAUCCCGGCGACUUGUGCGUUUGGAGACUUCGGUUGACGCCUUGAGCUACUGGAGAGUGUGCAGAGAAGAGCAAGAGAGCUGGUCGGCGUGUGGACGCGACCAAGGAUCUUCGGUCCCCCCCUGGGGGUUGACAUUGGAGGAAUCUGCGGAGAGACCGUCUUGAGCAAGGGAAAGCCCGGCUCUUGCGAUGGCUACGCAAGCCAAGAGAGGUUUAAGUGGUAAGUACACUGGCCUGGUCUCCUUUCACUGUGCGUAGGUGCUUUGGUCUGCUGGGAACGCCUGGGGUGGAGGAGGGGGACACUGGGAUGAGGUGGCAGCCCUGUUCUGAUGACAUGGUCAUUACUGCUGGAGGAGAGCAAGUUCCUUUUAGUGUGCAUGGUUGUUCAGGGCUGCUCUGAGUUUGUGUGUUGCCUGAAGCCACAAUCCCAGCCCUGCAAGCACUGUGCUGUCCUGUUGCUUUAAACCAGGCUGUUAAGAAAGUGUUUUUUUUCCUGCCUGGAGCAGAAACGUGCAGAGAGCUGGAGAAGCUGGGAGAAGUUUUGACGUGCCUUCCCUUUCCACCUCUGUUUUAUAGCCUCUGGGGUGCUGUGGGGAAGUAGUUGCCUGCUAAAGUGCUGCAAGAAAAGAGAAUCACCUCAGCUCUUGUGCUUGUGUCUUGUUUCCAGCCACAGCCUCAAGAUGAGAACCUUUAGCUCGUUUGACUUGUACAGAAAGCACGAGGAUGGCAUGACCCCGGCAGGGCUGGCGUUUUUCCAGUGCCAGUGGGACAGCUGCGUUUCCUGGGUCUCCCAUCAGCUCCUCAAUAUGAGAGAGCCCGUGUUUGAAUUUGUGCGGCCGCCUGUUUACCAUCCUCCCCAGGUGAAGUUCCCACGCCACCAGCCCCUGAGGUACCUGGACAGGUACCGAGACAGCAAGGAGCCCACCUACGGCAUUUACUAGGGCUGGGCCUCCCCUCGAGGUGCUCAGCUCUGCGCUGGCUGGAAGGGCUGGGCUUAUCCUUCCUUGGAAAAAUCAUUAAAUGAACCCAGAUCAAGUAUUCAGUGCUCCUUUCAUUGAGCCUUUCCCUUCUAUACUGCCCCAGGAUGCGUUUUUGCAGAGCUAGAAGCUGACCUGCAUUUGUUCCUGUUAAAGGCAGCAACUCCUUUGCCAUCCCAGCCCUCCAGGAACCGGGUCUUGGAGGAAAACACCCAAACUGCAGCACAACCUGGCAGCAAAAACCACGGGGAAAAUCCAGUUUUCCUCAAGGGCCCCAAAUCCCUAACCCCAGCAACCUUUCCUGCUGACACUGCUGGGUUUCUGUGCUGUGUUCCCCAGAAUAAGGCUCAAGGGAGCUGCUGGGGAAAAUGGCAGCCAGAGGGGUUGGUGUCCCAAUGCGUGACAACCUUUGCUGUUAAGCAGUUCCCCAGAUCCAACCUCAACCUCCUCUGGUGCAACUUGAGGCCGUUUCCUCUGCUCCUGGCGCUUGUUCCUGGGGAGCAGAGCCCGACCCCCCUGGCUCCAAGCUCCUUUCAGGCAGUUCAGAGAUCAGAAGGUCUCCCCUCAGCUCCUGUUCUCCAGCUGAACCCCCAGGUCCCUCAGCCGCUCCCAUCACACUUGUUCUCCAGCCCCUCACCAGCUCCUUUCUCUUCUCUCCACUCGCUCCAGCACCUCAAGGAAUUUCUUGGCAUGAGGGGCCCAAAACUGCCCCAAGUAUUUGAGGUUUGGCUUCCCCAGUACCCAGUCCAUGGGUCGGUCACUGCCCUGGUCCUGCUGUCCAUGGGGCUGUGUGGUUCUGCAGGGGCUGGAUGGGACAAAUCCCCAACAUUCGGUGUCAGGAUGAGGCUUCCCGGGCUCAGGCCAGGUUGGGGUCACUCCGGGGAGGGUUUGUUGCCAGCAGCAGGCAGACAGGAGUGUGUCGGGGCUGUGAUGCCAGGUACUGGGCAGGUCCCUUUGCAAACCCCACAGCGUCUGGUGGGAAAACAGAGAUUGGAGAGGGGUUUGGGCCGUACCCAGUUCUUUGGUGUUUGAUAAGCAUUCGCCAUGUCCAAUGACCGGACUGAAAUUCCUGAUCAUCUGGAGGAUGAGCAGUUCCCAUCCACCCUCAUGGGGAAGAGGCAACAUCCCAGCUGGGGGGCACCAGCAGCUCCAGACCGUGGCAGCUCCGCAGAGGCCGUCUCGGGGCUUUUUUCAGUGCACCCUGGAGUUCGUGGUGGUUGUUUUUAUUAGGGUGUCUGAUUGUAUUUUGAAUCUUGGCAUGGCCUGCAGUGACCUGCGACGAAAAAUGAGGUGUCACCAGCUACAAUGUAGCUCUCAAAAGACAUCCUUCUGCUUGAUGAACCGCAGGGAAAGGCAUCCUAAACCAGGCACCUUGACCUUGUUUUCAGCCCAGGUUCCCAGUGCUGGUGCACACGGGAGCCAGUCACUGCACAUCUGCCACCAAGGGGAAUCGCCUCCGAGGCCAACUGUGCCAUGGGGAAAGGAAAGGGUUAAACAUCAGAAGAGUUUGAUUUAGUACACAACACGGAUAAAGGCAUUCUCUCUGCCAUUAAAACUGAGGGUAUUUAAUUCAGUAAAGUGAGAUUUCAUUCCCCAUGACUUGGCUGGUUGUAUUUUGAAUCUGGGCACGGGCUGCAGUGACCUGCAACGAAAUACGAGGUGUCACCAGCUACAAUGUAGGUGUUAAAGUGGGAAAGGCAGGAGGGAGCCUCAGCAUCUCCCAUCCCGUGGGUGACUUCAUCACAAAGGACCAGGGCGGCACCCGCUGGCUCCUGGGGCGGCUGUUGCCGGGCAACAGAGACACUAUAUUGUCCCCUGUCACCUGUGCCCCUCGCCCAUUUGGUCACUGGCCGUGGUGGGAUCACUUGCCGUGGUGGGAUCACUGUGGUGGUGGACUCAUUUUGGCAGUUGGACCACUUUUGGUGGUGGGAUCACAUUUGGUGGUUGCAUCACUUUUGGUGUUGGGAUCACAUUUGGUGGUUGCAUCACUUUUGGUGUUGGGAUCACAUUUGGUGGUUGCAUCACUUUUGGUGUUGGGAUCACUUUUGGUGGUUGAACCGCUUUUCGUGGUUUGAUCACUUUCGGCACUUGGAUCGCUUUGGUGACUGGAUCGCUUUCAUCACUCGGAUUGCUUUUGGAACUUGGAUCUGUUUUGGUGACUGAUCGCUUUCUGUGGCAAGAAGGAGCAGGAGAAAGGCUGCUGGCUGUCCAUCCCUCCAAGAUCACCUCCGGACAGAAAAGCUCCUGUCUCCCUACUUCGGGUUCAGUGUUUUCACGCAGAACAGCAGCGAUGGCCACACGCAGUCUGUUGGAAAUGCUGGACGCUGCCAUCGGGACACCCCAAGUUGGGGUUGUGGAUUUCGUGGCGCUCCACAAGCUGCUGAAAGCCAUGAUCAUCGGGCAGCAGGGUCAGCAGGAGGUGCAGUGCGGCCUGGCAGAGGACAUGCGGGCCAUGCAGAAGGCGCACUCUGGCAUGGCAGAGGACAUGCAGGAGAUGAAGGAGGCGAUGCAGGAGGCACAUUCUGGAAUGGCACAGGACAUCCAGGAGAUGAAGGAGGCGCAUGUCGGCCUGGCAGAGGACAUGCAUGCCCUGCAGGAGGCGCAUUCCGGCCUGGCCGAGGACAUCCAGGAGAUCCAGGAGACACUUGGCCUGGAGGGCGGUGGGGGCCAGUCUGCCCCCUCCGAGCCCACCCAGGUGGCCAUGGACAGCCAGGCCAGGAAGAGCUCAGCACUGGGGCCGAAGGGACGUGGAACACAGCCUGGGAUGGAGACCGGCAAGGGGACUGCAGGGUCUGGCUCCCUGGGGAUGCAAGCAGGGACACAGGGGCAACCAGCGACCCCUGUGAAGUUGUCAGGCGCUCCCUCUGAUCACACGAGGUCUAUUGGUGCUGGCGCCACCACCCCGGGGAUGCAGCCAGGAUCACGGGGCACCCAGGCCACCACCCACCUGGGGACACAGCCAGGGGCCCCUGACACCCAGGCCAGCACCUCAGGGAUGCAGCCAGGAUCCCCUGGGACCCACACCACCACCCCUGGGGUGCAGCCUGCGUCCUCCAGAUCCCAAGCCACCAUCCCAGGCGAUGCCCAAGAGCCGGCCAAGCCCUGGGGCUCCACCAGCACCUCCAGCUACGAGUCGGAGAUGCGGGAGGUUCUCUCACAGGUUGGGCAGCUCGGCAACGUCUACGCUGGUCUGAAGGAGGAGGUGGAACAGCUUAAAUCUACAAAAGCAGAACGUGCGGAUCUUGAGAACGUGCGCCAGCUUUUCCCAAAGGGAGGUCGGCAGAGCAUCACCAGCAUCCUGUCUGACCUCAAGUGCCAGAUGUCCUUCCUGCAGGACAUGGCCAGGGCCCUCCACGGGGAGGAGGAGAAGGUGAGCCGGCAGCAGUCCCCGAGGGGCUGCGGGGAUGCCAGUUUGGGCAGGGAGGGGGCAGCCGAAGGGUCCCCGUGCCGGAAUGACACAGGGGGCUGUGCACUCACCGCCCCCACUGCCGUUCCCAGAUCAGCAAGGUGGAGGAUGCUCCCAGAAAGAUGAGGGGGGCUGGAGCCGCCAGAAAAGCCGACGGCAGCGGCCAGAUGACCCGACAGCCGCGGUAAAAGGAUGGGAGAGGGUUUCCUACCC